Molecule: messenger RNA, 1321 nt
Organism: Agelaius phoeniceus (red-winged blackbird)
Lineage: Eukaryota; Metazoa; Chordata; Aves; Passeriformes; Icteridae
Gene: PIN1
Product: peptidylprolyl cis/trans isomerase, NIMA-interacting 1
Cellular component (GO): nucleus; cytosol
Molecular function (GO): peptidyl-prolyl cis-trans isomerase activity; protein binding
Source: RefSeq, a predicted model, not a curated record
GGGUUUACCCGCCCCCUCCGCGCGCCGGUGUGGGCGGCCCGCGCAGGGCGGGCAGAGGGAAGGGAAGAUGGCGGAGGAGGAGAAGCUGCCCGCGGGGUGGGAGAAGCGCAUGAGCCGCAGCUCCGGCCGGGUGUAUUACUUCAACCACCUGACGAACGCCAGCCAAUGGGAGCGGCCGAGCGGGGGCGCGCGGGCGGAGCCGGGGCGCGUGCGCUGCUCGCACCUGCUGGUCAAGCACAACCAAUCGCGGCGGCCGAGCAGCUGGAGGCAGGAGCGCAUCACCCGCUCCAAGGAGGAGGCGCUGGAGCUCAUCAACGGUUACAUCCAGAAGAUCAAAUCAGGAGAGGAGGAUUUUGAGUCUUUGGCUUCGCAGUUCAGCGACUGCAGCUCAGCCAAGGCUGGGGGGGACCUGGGAGCAUUCGGGAGAGGGCAGAUGCAGAAGCCGUUCGAGGACGCCUCGUUCGCGCUGCGGGCCGGCGAGAUGAGCGGCCCCGUGUUCACCGAGUCCGGGAUCCACAUCAUCCUCCGCACGGAGUGAAGUGCCUUGGCAGGGCAGGGCCUCCGGGGAAUCCACGGGGAGCCGGUGGGGACCCACGGGAAUCUAUGGAGGCCCUCAGGAAUCCAUGGGGAAGCCACGGGAAUCCGUGGAAGUCCUGGGGGAUCCGUGGGGAUCCGCCGGGAUCUGUAGAAAUCUGUUAACUCCGCGGGAAGCUGUGGGAAUUCUCAGGAAUCCACGGGAAUCCUCAGGAAAUCCAUGGGAAUCUAUGGAGAUCCAUGGGAAUUCACAGGAAUUCAUGGAAGUCCAUGGAGAUCCAUGGGAGUCUAUGGGAAUCCUCAGGAAUUCACGGGAACUCACGGAAAUCCUCAGGAAUUGAUGGGAAUCUAUGGAAAUCCUCAGGAGUCCAUGGGAAUUCGUGGAGGUCCGUGGGAAUCCUCAGGAAUCCACAGGAGAUCCAUGGGAAUCCACAGGAAAUCCAUGGAAUCCACGGGAGUCCAUGGAAUCCACAGAAAUCCAUGGGAAUCCACGGAAAUCCAUGGAAUCCACAGAAAUCCAUGGGAAUCCACAGAAAUCCAUGGGAAUCCACAGAAAUCCAUGGGAAUCCCGCCCUGCGCUCCCCACCACGAACUCCAGAUCCCACAGCUCCAUUAUUCCCUCCUGGGUGGGAGGAAAUACAGGGAAUUCCUGCAGUUUUUGGGAAUGUUGGGUCAGCCAGAGCCGGCUCCCGGCGGUCCCAUGGUGGUGGCGGUGACAAUGGCAACGAUGGCGAUGGCCAGCAGUGACAGUGACAGCCAGGACAAUGGCCCACAGUGACAGUGACAG